UCAAGAAUCAAGUUUACUGUUUAGUUCACAACGCGCAUGCGCGACGCGUGGAUGCCAUUUUAGCGGCAAUCGUUAAGAAAUAUUUGAAAUUUUCAUAUCGUGUUAUUUUAUGCUGUGUUUUAUUAUUGAAGUGAUAUUAUUAAAUUAAGGUAGAAAUAGCGUGAAGUGAAUUUUGUAUUAGUAAAAAGAACAAAAAGUUUCUAAUAAUAAGCACGUUUUCGAAUAAAAGUAAAAAAAAUAGUAAAAAAAAUCAGAACUAAAAAAAGGACAUUAAUACCUCAAUCAUAAAGUAAAUGAAAUGUAGAAUUGACGAAAAGUAAAAAAUGGCGGGUAUAAUGACAAAAAUCGGUAAAAUGAAGAAGAGAAAGGACAGGAACAGUGUAUAUUCUAUGGUGUCGUGCAGUGACCUCACUCCCGGGAGUCUGGAGGUGUGGGUCGAGCUGCCUGACGCGAUCAAGUACGACCCCGCGCUUGCACCCUUCAAACAACUAUAUGAGCAACAUCAUGGUAAACUUGAAGAACGCGAGGAAUGCAAUGAAGGAGAUCGCAAUAUAUUCAACCCUAAAGUACCGGAACCCGUUGUCGGAGACAUUGAUGCCCAUGAAAGAAGUAACACCAAUAAUAGGGAUGAGAACAGAUUAGUGCAAGAGCCAGGUCCAGGCGAAUCUGUGAAGACACGAUCGUUACGAAAGAAAAAGCUGGACAGAAUCCUACGUGUGGUCAAGCUGUCAGUACUUAUAGCUUGCUGGGCUUUAGUCACCGUAUCACUUCUGUUGAACAGAGAGAAAACAAACGUGGUGUUACACACGGCGGUUAAUAAUGGAGAAAUUAAAGAAUACUUCCUCAAAUCAACUAAUAGCGAUUUCAAAGUAUCCAUCACGCUGACCGGACCGUUCGCAGACGCUUCUGGAAACCGGACGAACAAUUUUCUACAGCUAUGGUUACAGAGAAGUUUUAUGGACGAGAAUGACGAUCAGGAUUCAUCACCAUGGAUCAUUCCCCUCCAACCUGAUAAUAUCAUCGAUUUCUCGCCUAGCGCCUCUGAGACCAAAACUCUCAUCAUCAAGAAAGAUACAGACUACCCACCACUUAUGAACAUCAGCGGAGCGCUUAACGUCGAUACAGCGAACAAUAUAUCAGCGAGUAAUUUUAAAAACGAAAGCUCCAUAUCUCUGCGGAUAAGUACAGCCAGCAACAGAACAGUGCCUUUAACUGUCAGCUACCACCUAGAUCCUUUGUCUGAAGAGGACGGUAUCAUUUACGCUACACUUCUGCUCUGCACGCUCUACGUCUUGAUAAUUUUAGAGAUAGUAAACAGAACGAUCGCCGCCUUACUCUCAUCGUCCCUGGGGAUCGCAGUCCUGGCUCUCAGCGGGGAGCGACCCUCGCUCCCGGAGCUGGUCUCCUGGCUGGACGUGGAGACCCUGCUGCUGCUCUUCAGCAUGAUGAUCCUGGUCGCCAUAUUGGCGGAGACUGGGCUGUUUGAUUACCUAGCGGUUGUUGCUUUUGAAAUGACAGGAGGUAGGACUUGGCCUCUUAUCAAUACGCUGUGUUUCUUCACGGCGAUCUUCUCGACCUUCCUGGACAACGUCACCACUGUGCUGUUGAUGACACCUGUCACGAUACGGCUAUGCGAAGUGAUGCAACUGAAUCCUGUGCCGGUUUUGAUGUCGAUGGUGAUCUUCAGUAACGUGGGGGGUGCCGCCACCCCCGUGGGCGACCCCCCCAACGUUAUCAUUGCCAGCCAUCCGUCCGUGUUACACGCGAAUAUAAACUUCACAACAUUCACCCUACACAUGGGUUUGGGGAUAUUGCUGGUGUGCGUGCAGACAUACAUACAGCUCCGUUAUAUGUUCCGAGAUAUGAACAAGUUGAGACAUAGCGUGCCCAGGGAUAUCGUGGAAAUGCGUCAGGAGAUAGGAGUCUGGAAACGUGCCGCAGCAUCCCUCUCAUCUUAUUCGAGAGAUGAAGACAUCGUGAGGAGAGCGCUGGAGAAAAAAGUACAGAGACUGCAGACCACUCUGAUGAAGCGUGAGGCGGGGAGUGGGAAAUCAAGGACUGACCCACUAUUUUGUUCAACACUCGCUCAGAUGAAGGAAAAGUAUCGUAUCAGAGACAAACAGCUUCUAGUGAAAGCUACCAUUUGUGUCACUUUUGUCGUAGUAGUAUUCUUCCUACACGCCAUACCUGAACUGCAGGUGUUAUCUCUGGGUUGGACGGCGUUACUGGGAGCAAUACUUCUAUUGCUUCUAGCUGAGAGAGAGGACUUAGAACCGAUACUGGCCAGAGUGGAGUGGUCUACCCUCUUGUUCUUCGCUGCUUUAUUCGUUUUGAUGGAGGCGUUAUCAAAACUAGGUUUAAUAGCGUGGAUAGGAAGUCUAACGGAAUCCCUAAUAUUAAAGGUUGGAGAAGAGUCGAGACUCACAGUCGCCAUAAUGCUUAUAUUAUGGGUGUCGGGGUUAGCGUCCGCCUUCGUGGAUAACAUCCCGCUGACGACGAUGAUGGUGCGCGUGGUGGGCGCGCUGGCGCAGUCGCUGGCGCUGCCGCUGGCGCCGCUCGCCUGGGCGCUGAGCUUCGGCGCCUGCCUCGGGGGCAACGGCACGCUGAUCGGCGCCAGCGCCAACGUGGUGUGCGCCGGCGUGGCGGAGCAGCACGGUUACCGGUUCACGUUCCUGCAGUUCCUCGCCGUCGGCUUCCCCGUCAUGCUGGCCAACCUGGCCGUCGCCUCGCUCUACCUGCUGCUGUGCCACGGCCUCUUCGCCUGGCACUGAUCGCCAGCAAUACGGCCAGCUGUUGCUCUGCCCCAGCCUCACUUGACAGUGAUCACUGAUGGUAUAAAUCUAGCUGCUACUCUGCCACAACAUCUACACAUGGCACUGAUCGCCGAUACUAUAUGUCCAGUUUUAACACUAUUGAUUCUACAGGACCCACCACGAUUGUCAAUUUAAACUCCCAAUUUUCGGCAACGUUGCAGACAUCAUGGUCACGGGUGACUGUUGAGACCCGUAAAAUCAAAAGUGUUCAUAGUGACCGUAAAAAAAUUUUAGAAACUUAUAGUAUACAUCCAGCUCCUGCCCUAACGUAGUCUCUUUACCUGGCAUUGAUUAACAGUAGUUAGAUUGGCAGAAGAGUACCGUCAAAGCCCCCCAAAAAUAAUCCCAAUGAUUGGCAGAAGAUUAUUAGAAGAUUGUAAAAUUUAGAUCUUCCAU
Messenger RNA from Melitaea cinxia (Glanville fritillary), 3209 nucleotides. RefSeq names its product P protein-like. NCBI's taxonomy places the organism in Eukaryota, Metazoa, Arthropoda, Insecta, Lepidoptera, Nymphalidae. The transcript has 19 exons. Gene Ontology annotation, cellular component: membrane. Bases 324 to 2771 code for a protein of 815 amino acids. Gene Ontology annotation, biological process: transmembrane transport. The record is from RefSeq and is a predicted model, not a curated record.